Messenger RNA from Phytophthora sojae, 396 nucleotides. RefSeq lists its product as hypothetical. The annotation marks the transcript as partial. The record is from RefSeq and is a predicted model, not a curated record. The transcript is spliced from 4 exons. NCBI's taxonomy places the organism in Eukaryota, Oomycota, Peronosporomycetes, Peronosporales, Peronosporaceae.
AGCCACCCCACGCGGCCUGCAACCGUGCAGAAGGCCUCGGUCCCGAUUCUCGCCUUGCCCACCAGCAGCCCACCACCACCACAUCCGCUGAGCCACCCCACGCGGCCUGCAACCGUGCAGAAGGCCUCGGUCCCGAUUCUCGCCUUGCCCACCAGCAGCCCACCACCACCACAUCCGCUGAGCCACCCCACGCGGCCUGCAACCGUGCAGAAGGCCUCGGUCCCGAUUCUCGCCUUGCCCACCAGCAGCCCACCACCACCACAUCCGCUGAGCCACCCCACGCGGCCUGCAACCGUGCAGAAGGCCUCGGUCCCGAUUCUCGCCUUGCCCACCAGCAGCCCACCACCAGUGGCUACACGGCCCCUAGCGAUGGCGCCAAUGGCUCGUUGGUGGUAA